Molecule: messenger RNA, 1118 nt
Organism: Kogia breviceps (pygmy sperm whale)
Lineage: Eukaryota; Metazoa; Chordata; Mammalia; Artiodactyla; Physeteridae
Gene: CTXN1
Product: cortexin 1
Source: RefSeq, a predicted model, not a curated record
GGGCAGAGUCCGGGCCGCCGCCGCGGCCACCGGGGAGCGACCAGGAGCGGGUGCGGGUCCCGGAAGAGAGCGCGGCUGCCGGCCGCUUGGUCCCGGUCCCGGUCGAGGCCAGGGGCGCGCGGCGAUGUGAGCCAUGAGCGCGACGUGGACGCUGUCCCCCGAGCCGCUGCCGCCAUCGACGGGGCCGCCGGUGGGCUCGGGCCUGGACGCGGAGCAGCGCACCGUGUUCGCCUUCGUGCUGUGCCUGCUCGUGGUGCUGGUGCUGCUGAUGGUGCGCUGCGUGCGUAUCCUGCUCGACCCCUACAGCCGCAUGCCCGCCUCGUCCUGGACAGACCACAAGGAGGCGCUCGAGCGCGGGCAGUUCGACUACGCGCUGGUCUGAGCGGUGCGGCGCCCUCGGCCGGCCUUCCGCGGGGUCUCUCUCCCGGGGCCGAUCCGACGGGGCGCCGCCGGGCCUGGACCGCGCUCAGGAUCCUGCCCCCGAGCCCGCAGCCCGAGGGGGUUGGGCGUCAGGAGAAGUCCGACCCCUCCCCCCUCACACCCCUCCCAUCUUCCCUCCUGGCCAGGCCGGAGCCCCACUUCGUGCCUUUAUCCCGCCCUGUCCUCUCUCCGUAACUCACCGGCCCGGCUGGCCCCCGACUCUAAAGCCUGGGUGGGAAGAGGACGCCCGCCCCUCCGCCCCCAGCGUGUAGGUGGCUCUGCUAUUGUCCUGCCGCCGAGCAUGAGUGUCAUGUCCGCUCCCGGGUUCGGGGACCCCCGUCUCCCUUUCCCUCCCUCCCGUGUCCUCUGGCCAUCCUCACUCCCCCGCCGCCCGCCCCCCUAAGUGUUGAGCCCCUCCUCGGGCUCCGGCCCUGCGGGCUCUCCUGGGCCCAUGAGGUGGACGCUGCAUACCAAUAUGCCCUGCGCGGCCUGCUCCGGAGACAGAGACUGAAGAGCAGAGCGACAAUGGCUGCUGCGUCCAGGAUGCGAGGCUCCUUCCAUGGCGGGGAGAGCGCAGACAGGCUCCCUCCCGCCCCCAGCCCAGGCCCCAGUUCAGGUCAGCGCGCCCCUCCCUCUGUCACCACCUCCACCCCUCAUUGGCCCUCCUGCCACCUCCCCCUGAUCCCUCCUGUAACCCC